Molecule: messenger RNA, 2764 nt
Organism: Neopelma chrysocephalum (saffron-crested tyrant-manakin)
Lineage: Eukaryota; Metazoa; Chordata; Aves; Passeriformes; Pipridae
Gene: ZDHHC13
Product: zinc finger DHHC-type containing 13
Exons: 19
Coding region: 393-2303 (636 amino acids)
Biological process (GO): protein palmitoylation
Cellular component (GO): Golgi membrane
Molecular function (GO): protein binding; palmitoyltransferase activity
Source: RefSeq, a predicted model, not a curated record
GCUGAGGCACAACUCCCGCAAAGUUUCGCCAAAAGGCUUCUUGUCCCCGACCUUGGGGGAUAUACUGUGCGAAACCGAGUUUUUCCGUGUGGCUGCCCUGCAAAAGGGGAAGGAACCAUUUUCAGCCACAACCGAAGAAAGUUGGAAGCCGCUGAACUGCCCGCGCGAGCCGAAGCGGGGGCUCGUCAGAAACAGUUCCCUGCACGGCCGGGGAACGUCAGGGACAGCUCCCCCGCGAUCCCCUGCACGGCCAGGGGAGGUCAGACUCGAGUCUCCCGGACUCGCCCGCACGGCGCCGGUCCCGCCCCGCCCGGGCCGUGUGUGCCCGGCGCGGGCCCCGCCCCGGAGCCGUUCCCAGGAAGCGGGAGCAGGAAGCUGCGGCGGGCGCGGGGAUGGCGGUCAGCGGCCCGGUGUGCAAAGGCCAUUGCCGUGGACCUCAUCGACCUCACAUGCACAACAAUCACAGCACCCACGGGGAUAAAGGUUUACCAGGACCAUAUCCCAUUGUUGAAGAACCCAGCACCUGUGAUAUUGUCAAGGCUACACAGUAUGGAAUGCUAGAGCGAUGCAGAGAACUGGUGGAAGCAGGAUAUGAUGUUCGACAACCAGACAAAGAAAAUGUGACUCUUCUUCACUGGGCAGCAAUAAACAACAGACAGGAGCUGGUUAAAUAUUAUAUUUCCAAAGGUGCGAUAGUGGAUCAGCUGGGUGGAGAUUUGAAUUCUACUCCCCUUCACUGGGCCAUUAGACAAGGACACCUACCCAUGGUCAUAUUAUUGUUGAAAUGUGGAGCGGAUCCCAGUCUUAUUGAUGGGGAAGGAUUCAGUAGCAUUCAUUUAGCAGUGCUCUUCCAACACAUGCCCAUCAUAGCUUACCUCAUAUCAAAAGGCCAGAACAUAGACACAACAGACUUCAAUGGACAAACACCUUUAAUGUUAACAGCACAAAAAGCCGUUGGACCAGAACCCACGAGGUUUCUCUUAAAGUUUAACCCCUCUCUCAAUGCUGUAGACAAUGUUCAAAAGAAUACUGCACUGCAUUGGGCAAUAUCAUCAGGAAAUAUCAGUGCAGUGGAUCUGUUGCUGGAAGCUGGUGCCAGCCUGGACAUAAAAAAUGUCAAGGGAGAGACACCGCUUGACCUUGCUUAUCAAAAUCAGAAUCACUUCAUGGUUUAUAUGAUGAAAGAGGAAGAAAGAAUGAGAAGCAGGAAAAAUAACAGGUUGCUGAAAAUAGUAGAGAAAUAUGAGCUCUUCCUGAUGUUGGCAUCUUCCUUGACAUUCAUGUGGGCCAUAGGAUAUGUCGUGAACUUAAGUUCUGAUUCUUGGCUUUUGAAAGGAUGUUUGCUUCUCUGCCUGCUAUUUGGGAUGACACUGUUUGUCAGGCAACUCGUGGGGCUCAAGAAUCUAAGGUAUCUUCCCACGGCAUUUCUGCUAAGUUCAGUUUUUUGGAUGUCCAUGACCUGGUUUUUCUGGUUCCUGCCCGAUAUAACAAAUAUAAUUCUUGAAAUCACUGUCAUGUUCAGCAUGAUGGGUCUUCUUUAUUAUUUCUAUAAAACUUGGAGUACUGAUCCUGGAUAUAUAAAGACUUCAGAAGAAGAAAGAAAAGAGAACAUUGUAGGUCUUGCAGAAGCGGGUUACUUGGACUUCAGAACAUUCUGCACAUCAUGUCUUGUAAGGAAGCCUUUGAGAUCUGUGCAUUGCCUUGCUUGCCAAGCAUGUGUAGCCAGAUAUGAUCAGCAUUCUCUGUGGACUGGACAGUGCAUAGUGGCUUACAGGAGAAAGUUGAGAGAGAGAUCAGCCUUGUCAAACUCUCUUGUGGAUGGCAGAGGUAUUGGGAACCAUUGUUAUUACCUGUUGUUCCUGACUUUCCUAACAAUGACAGGUGUCUGGCUGCUCUAUGGAACUCUUCUGUAUUGGUCCAACCAUUGUCCAACAAGUUACCGCCAGGAUGGAGCGUGGACAUACUUCACACAGGUCGUGUACUGCUCUCCCUGGGUUUCCUACAUCUCUGCAGUUGCCUGUUUCCACACUGUUUGGGCCUCCUUGUGGCUCACUGUUCAGCUUUAUCAGAUUGCAUUCUUGGGGCUGACCUCUCAUGAAAGAAUGAAUCUCCUGAUACAGAGAAAAUCCUCUAAGCAUCCUGUUUCACUCAGGAGAACUCCAUACAAUCUUGGAUGCUUCCAGAAUCUUGCAGACUUUUUUCAGUGCAGUUGCUUUGGUAUGUUCAAACCCAACAUAAUUGACUGGACCAAGCAAUACAAUGUUUUUCAUCUGGCAAAGGAGAAAAAUGUUCAUUCUGUGUAAAGUUUUGCUUAAUUUCUAAAAUGGUUGAACUGAAAGCUAAAUAAAACUGGAUAUUUUGUUAAUUUUUCCAAAUUCUUCUGAAGUUGCUUGGUUUUAUUAUUGUUUCAAAUAUUAAACUUUAUCUUGCAUAAGCUACAGCAGGUUUGUAUAUGGAACAGUCAUUGUGUGUUUGUAGUUUGAGCUGAAACUAUUUAAAAUUUUAUGUGAUGAGAGGACACUAAGAAUAUAUUUUUUAAAAGUAAGUUUUUAGGGCAGAAUUUCAAAACCACAUUGGUACUCUCUGCUUUAUCCUUGCAGAUAAUAAAAGACAAUUACAUUUGAAAAUUAAGGUGAAUGUUCAUAUUUUAAAACUUCAUGUUAUGGUUAUACUGUAAUUUUGUUUCUUAUGCUGUGAAAACCUCCAUUAAGUCUUUGUAUUUGAAAGGUUUACAUGUAAUAAAAUAGAGCUUUCAUACUUCUAA